Molecule: messenger RNA, 3920 nt
Organism: Chenopodium quinoa (quinoa)
Lineage: Eukaryota; Viridiplantae; Streptophyta; Magnoliopsida; Caryophyllales; Amaranthaceae
Product: extra-large guanine nucleotide-binding protein 1-like
Exons: 9
Coding region: 732-3671 (979 amino acids)
Biological process (GO): adenylate cyclase-modulating G protein-coupled receptor signaling pathway
Cellular component (GO): heterotrimeric G-protein complex
Molecular function (GO): guanyl nucleotide binding; G-protein beta/gamma-subunit complex binding; GTPase activity
Source: RefSeq, a predicted model, not a curated record
CAAUGUACUUGGUUACAACUACAAGGGAUCCAUUGGUUCAAAAAACACAAUUCCAUGACAAAGGCCCAACAACGAUACAAGAGACAAAAAAUUAAAUAAAAUUAGCACCACUUUCAAUUCACAUGCUAGACACGUCAUCUUCUUCCCAUCAUCUUCAACCCAGCAAACCUCCAAAUUUUCAAAAACAGGACAACAAACAAAAAAGUGAAGACGAAAGAUUCCAACUUUUAACUACGAAAGGAACCCAAUUUUAUUUUCUUUUUAUAAAAAUAAUAAAAAGAAAAAGAGGGUGAAAAAAGAAAAAAUAAAAAAAAAUUAAAAAUCCCAUCUUCUCUUCAUCCUAGUUUCCCAAUAUUCCCUCUUUUUGCUGUCCAAAAAAUAAAAAAAUGCUGUCUUUUUCAUCUUUUUUGGGUUUCCCACAUUUUCCCUCUUCUUCACCCCCACACAACCCUACACCAUCACCAACUCCACUCUUCAGACACCCUCUUUGGGUUCUUCAAUCUUUGUCUUUCUUUCUCUCUCCUCUUCUAGCAGGUUAAGCUGUUUGUUUUUAUACAGUAUAGUGGUGUUACUUUUUUUGAAGUAAUUAUGAUGAAGGUUUGUUUCUUGGUUGAUUUGAUUUUGGAAUUGUGAGAUGGGUAUGGAAGAAAAGUAGAAAACUAGGGUUUAGUAAAUGUAAGCUGUAAAUUGAGCUUAAUUUUGGAAAUUGAGGGUUUGUAGAUUCAAGAAAAAUGUCGCCAGAAAUGGGUUUUAGACCUGUUGUAGAGGAUGAUAGUGUGGAGGAGUAUGCAUUUGCUAUGGAGUAUAAUGGCCCUCCUUUGAGCUUUGAUAUUCCUCGGGCAGUCCCGAUAAAUAUUGAGAGUAUACCUCUUGCUUCUGUUGUUACACAAAUCCCUUACCCGGAGAAGAUUUCGUUGCCUAUCAUAAAUCCUGUCCUUGCUCCUGAUGGUCUGAACAAGAACUUUUCUAGAGAGCUUAAUAAAGUAGGGUCUGGUAAUACGAAUGUAUCUCCGACCUCGGUGAUAGAUUUUGAGAGGAUUACGAGUGUGUGUGAGCAUGAGAGAGAUGUCGAAUUGGCCUCAGAAGCGACCCUUUCGCCAACUUCAGUUGAUGUGUUUGAAAAAAGAGAGAAAAGUGGUCAGGAAUGUAUAGAAAUGGGUGAUGUAUGUAGCUCGGGCACAUUAGAGGAUUUGAAUUGUCGUGGUGAAUCUGGGGAUUGGUCAGGUUUGAUAAAUAGCUCAGCAGAGCUGGCUUCUUCUUCGAUUAGCCAUGAGCAUUCACGUGAUUUGGUAGGUAGAGGUGGAAGUUCAUGCCCAUCAGAAUAUUGUGAGAGCUUUGAGAAAUUGCGAGAACUCUCAGCAGUUUCAGAGGCCUCCAUGGCUUCUGGUCCUUCACAAGAUAAUCUAGAUGCUGAUGAUUUGAAUGGUCGUGAAUGGAGCUCAACAAAGUCAGUCUUGAGCAUGGAGUAUUUGUCUUCCUCACUUUCCUCUUUUAGGACCGGAGAGUGCAAAAGCAUGCCUCAUAAUGAUGUUAAAAGGCCCAUUGUGACAUUUCGUGACUCUGAUUCAUAUGAUGAUGUUGAUGAGGAGUUGGUUUAUCGUGAGGUUGAAAGACUCAGACCAAUGAAGGAAGCUCUGCCUAGAUCCAAGAAGGGGGUCUGCUAUCGUUGUCUUAAAGGAAAUCGAUUCACUGAAAAGGAGGCUUGUAUUGUCUGCAAUGCAAAGUAUUGUAGCAAUUGUGUUCUCAAGGCCAUGGGGUCGAUGCCUGAAGGAAGAAAAUGUGUUGCAUGCAUUGGAUAUUCCAUUGAUGAGUCUAAGCGAGAGAAUUUGGGAAAGUGCUCCAAGAUACUCAAGAGACUGUUAAAUGACUUGGAGAUUCGACAAAUAUUGAAAGCUGAGAAGCUUUGUGAUGUUAAUCAGCUGCCACCCGAGUACAUCUGCGUAAACGGAAAGCCUCUAUGUCAUGAGGAGCUGCUGUUGUUACAGACCUGCCUGAACCCGCCUAAGAACAUCAAACCAGGAAACUAUUGGUAUGACAAAGUAUCUGGACUUUGGGGAAAGGAAGGAGAUAAACCUUCUCAGAUUAUCAGUCCACAUCUGAAUGUUGGGGAUCCCAUUAAACCAGAUGCAAGUAAUGGAAAUACCCGCGUUUAUAUAAAUGGUCGAGAGAUUACGAAACCAGAGCUGCGGAUGCUGCAGUUGGCAGGAGUCCAGUGUGCUGGUAAUCCACACUUUUGGGUAAAUGACGAUGGUUCAUACCAAGAAGAGGGACAAAAGAACACCAAAGGCUACAUCUGGGGCAAGGCGGGAAUGAAAUUGGUCUGUGCUUUCCUGUCACUGCCUGUCCCCUCAAGAUCUAAGAACCCUUGCACAGAAGAAGUGAGAUAUGAUGUUGAAAGACCAAUUCCUGAUUAUAUGGAGAGAUCACUCCAGAAGCUUCUUUUGGUAGGAAAUAAUGGUUCAGGGACAAGUACAAUAUUUAAGCAGGCCAAAAUUCUUUAUAAAACUUCACCUUUUUCUGAAGACGAGAGAGAGAAAAUCAAGUUGAUGAUCCAGGGCAAUGUUUAUGGUUACCUUGGGAUGCUCCUGGAAGGCCGGGAGCGCUUUGAAGAAGAAAGUUUGAUGAGCCUGCCUGAGUGGUCUUCUGAUACAGUUUGCCAGCAAGAGAGGAGUACUCAAGGGAGUGAUGAGAUGACUAUCUAUUCCAUUUGCCCAAGGCUGAAAGAAUUCUCUGAUUGGCUUCUUAAAACAAUGGCAUCUGGCAACUUGGAAGCUAUUUUUCCAGCUGCAACUCGUGAAUAUGCCCCAUUGGUUGAGGAGUUGUGGAACACUUCAGCCAUUCAAGUCACAUAUAAUCGAAGAAGCGAACUUGAAAUGCUGCCUAGUGUUGCUAGUUAUUUUUUGGAGCGGGUUGUUGAUAUUCUGCAACCAGAUUAUGAGCCAUCAGAUUUGGAUAUCCUUUAUGCUGAAGGAGUUACCUCAUCAAAUGGCCUAGCCUGUGUGGAGUUCUCAUUUCCGCAAUCAGCUGAUGAUGACAUUGACUCUACUGAUCAACAUGGUUCUUUGCCUAGGUACCAGCUGAUCAGAGUACAUGCAAAAGGCUUUGCAGAAAACUGCAAAUGGUUAGAUAUGUUGGAAGAUGCGAGACUUGUGAUAUUUUGUGUAGCACUGACAGACUACGACCAGUUCUCAUAUGAUAGUGAGGGGACUCCAGUGAACAAUAUGUUGCAGAGCAAAAAACUCUUUGAAAGCAUUGUUACUCAUCCAACCUUUGAGCAGAUGGACUUCCAUUUGAUUCUGAACAAAUUUGAUCUUUUUGAUGAAAAGAUUGAACAAAUUCCACUUUCUGAAUGUGAGUGGUUUGAGGAUUUCCAACCUGUGAUAAGUCAAAACAGCAAGAGCUUCAGCAGCAGCAGGAGCAGGAGUAUCAAUCAUAAUCCUUCGCUUGGGCAGUUGGGUUUUCACUAUAUUGCCGUAAAGUUCAAGAAGCUUUACUUUGAACUAACUGGCCGGAAGUUAUUUGUGUCAUCAGUGAAGGGCCUGGAGCCUGACAGCGUUGAUGCUGCCUUAAAGUAUGCAAGAGAGAUUGUGAAGUGGGAGGAUGAAAGAAUUAAUUUUAGCUUGAGCGAGUACGCGAUUUACAGUACGGAGGCCAGCUUUUCAUCUCACUAAAUCUUACUUAGUUGAAAAAGAAUUUCUUGUAAAGAAUUUUAUAUUCUUAUUCCCAAUUGAUAGUGAUCAGCUGAUGUAAAUAUGCGGCGUGCAAAUUACAUAGAAGAAUUGAAUAGGUUGUAUGAACUGACAAUGUCCAUAUAUUUUUACUACUAAUUUCUGUAAAAUGUAAACAGAAAGAACCAGCGGUUCUUGUGUAACUUAUUUGGUUCCUGAAAAACAGUCAAUUUGUUGAAAUCUUUUUAACAA